UUGACCCUCCUUUCCACCCCUCCCUAACUUCAACUUUCUCUCAGCUUCUCACUCCAAAUGGCUAACUUAGCCACUUCCAUGUUGCUAUGCUUAAGCUUGUCAAUGUCAUACUAUCUCCAAGCUUUCCAUGCUAUGGCACAUGAGUGGCCUGGAGGGGGGUCGACCAGGUUCUAUGAUUUCAAGGUGCAAACCUUGAGAGUUACUAAACUGUGUAACACCAAAGAGAUUGUCACCAUUAACAGAAUGUUCCCGGGACCUGUCAUUUAUGCCCAAGAGGAUGAUAGAAUCAUCGUCAAGGUCACCAAUGUGACCCCUUACAAUGCCACAAUCCACUGGCAUGGAGUCAGGCAGAAGCUAUCAUGCUGGUUUGAUGGUCCAUCGUACAUCACCCAGUGUCCCAUUCAAGCUGGCCAGACUUUCACAUACGAGUUCACAUUGGUGAAGCAGAAGGGCACUUUUUUCUGGCAUGCCCAUGUUUCUUGGCUUAGGGCCACCGCUCAUGGUGCCAUUGUUGUGUAUCCUAAAACUGGGAUCCCUUACCCUUUUAAGCAACCAUACGAAGAACAUAUCAUAAUCCUAGGGGAGUACUGGCUGAGAGAUGUAGUGCAACUCGAGCGGCAAGUUUUAGCAAGCGGAGGAGCUGCCCCACCAGCUGAUGCAUUUACCAUAAAUGGUCAUCCAGGUCCUAACUACAAUUGCUCUAGAAAUGAUGUUUACAGGAUCGAAGUAGUUCCAGGGAAGACAUAUUUGUUGAGGCUAAUCAAUGCAGGGUUAAACAUGGAGAACUUCUUUGCCAUAGCUUAUCAUAACUUAACAGUCGUGGAGGUUGAUGCUGAGUACACCAAGUCGUUCACCACGGACAGUGUGAUGCUGGGACCAGGGCAGACCAUGAAUGUCCUUGUCACGGCUGAUCAGCCCAUAGGAAAGUACUCCAUGGCUAUGGGACCAUACAUGUCUGCCCAGAAUGUUUCAUUCCAAAACAUAUCAGCCAUUGCUUACUUCCAAUACUUAGGUGCUGCCCCUAACUGUCUGUCGUUGCCAGCUAAGUUACCAAGAUUUAAUGACAGUCUAGCAGUAAUGACUGUCAUGGAUGGUCUUAGAAGCCUUAAUCCUGUUGAUGUUCCUAAAGAGAUUGAUGCUAGCCUGUUUGUCACCGUGGGAUUAAAUAUAAACAAAUGCCAGUCCAAGACACCACAGUGGAACUGCCAAGGCACGAACAAUGGGACUUUUGCAGCUUCCAUGAACAAUAUAAGCUUUGUAAAUCCUACCGUAUCUGUUUUGGAAGCUUACUAUAAGAAGAUUGGUGGUCAUUUCACAGAGGACUUCCCUGACUCGCCCCUUAAAUUCUAUGACUUUGUCAAUGGGGCACCAAACAAUGCUCCUAAUAACACACAGGCCACCAAUGGAACUAGGACCAAGGUCCUUGAAUACGGAAGCAGGGUGCAGGUUAUCUUCCAGGACACAGGCACAGUCACCACUGAAAACCACCCGAUUCAUCUUCAUGGCUACAGCUUCUAUGUUGUUGGAUAUGGUACAGGGAAUUUUAAUCCGCAGACAGCAGACUUCAACUUGAUUGAUCCACCUUAUAUGAACACAAUUGGAGUUCCAGUAGGAGGAUGGGCAGCAAUUCAGUUUGUCGCUGACAAUCCAGGGGUUUGGUUUAUGCAUUGCCACUUAGACAUACACCAGUCAUGGGGAUUAGGGGCGGUGUUGAUAGUGGAGAAUGGAAAAGGAGAGCUGGAGACUUUGCCUCAUCCUCCCGCAGACCUGCCCCGCUGCUAGACCCCCUUCCCUUGGAUUUCUUUUGAUAUGUCUCGCUCAGGAUUGUUUUAGGCGCAAGUAGGUUAUAUAUGGCCUGCUCCAUUUCGUUUAGAUCAUUAUAUAUAUUUUUUAAUGGAAACAAGUGAAGACUGGAGGAACAAAACCCCAAAUUUCUUCUCUUCUUUUUCCUUUGAUUUUCCAUAUCGAGGCUAUUUGGCUACA
Gossypium raimondii (Peruvian cotton) is the source of this 1983-nucleotide messenger RNA. RefSeq names its product laccase-6. Gene Ontology annotation, biological process: lignin catabolic process. The transcript has 6 exons. Gene Ontology annotation, cellular component: apoplast. Gene Ontology annotation, molecular function: copper ion binding; hydroquinone:oxygen oxidoreductase activity. Lineage: Eukaryota; Viridiplantae; Streptophyta; Magnoliopsida; Malvales; Malvaceae. The record is from RefSeq and is a predicted model, not a curated record. The coding region runs from base 58 to 1782 and encodes 574 amino acids.